AAUUACAAAAGAGAUAUUCCCAUAUAUUGAAGAAAUUUUCCAUGGCAAAAGCAGCUAAACAUCUCACAGAUAAGACAUAAAUUGGAAUAAACAGCUGUCAGCGUUAAAUAAAUAUCCUGGAUAAUGUGCAGGACAGAAAUAACUACAGCAUCACAAAACUCCUUUCUUCACUUUAUUUAGCUGUUCUUGCAUGUAGUUCCCAAUCUUUGCACUGCUUUGGUUAGUGCAGCAUUUAUUUUUGAAUCAGCUGCAUUUGUUAAGACUCUAACGACGAAAGGCAUUUCCUGAGAAGCUGCAAGGAUGAGCAGCAAGAAAGAAGAGCAGCUAAGGAAAUACGGGACCAUAGUAGUGCUUUUUAUCUUCCAAGUUCAGAUUUUUGGUUUUGAUGUUGACAAUCGACCCACAACAGAUGUCUGCUCGACACACACAAUUUUACCUGGACCAAAAGGGGAGGAAGGUGAAAAAGGAGAUAGAGGAGAAGUGGGCAAACAAGGCAAAGUUGGACCAAAAGGACCUAAAGGAAACAAAGGACCAGUGGGGGAUGUUGGUGACCAGGGAAUGCUUGGGAAAAUUGGCCCAAUUGGUGGAAAGGGUGACAAAGGAGCCAAAGGCUUAUCAGGCGUGUCUGGAAAAAAGGGGAAAGCAGGCACCGUCUGUGACUGUGGAAGAUAUCGCAGAGUUGUUGGACAAUUGAAUAUCAAUGUUGCUCGUCUUAACACGUCCAUCAAGUUUCUAAAGAAUGUUAUAGCAGGCAUCAGGGAGACAGAUGAGAAAUUCUAUUACAUUGUGAAAGAAGAGAAGAACUACAGAGAAGCCGUGAUCCACUGCAGGGACAGAGGAGGAACAUUGGCCAUGCCUAAAGAUGAGGCAACCAAUGCCCUGAUUGCUGACUACAUCUCUGACAGCGGCCUCUUCCGAGCCUUCAUUGGGCUCAACGACAUGGAAAAAGAAGGACAGUUUGUGUAUGCAGACAACACCCCGCUGCAGAACUACAGCAAUUGGAAGCAAGGAGAGCCUCACGACCCCACUGGCCGCGAGGAUUGUGUGGAAAUGCUCAGUACGGGAGAGUGGAACGACUCCGAGUGCCAAGUCACCAUCUUCUUCGUCUGUGAAUUCCUCAAGAAGAGGAAAUAA
Messenger RNA from Mesitornis unicolor (brown roatelo), 1134 nucleotides. It is a transcript of the gene COLEC10, whose product is annotated as collectin sub-family member 10 (C-type lectin). NCBI's taxonomy places the organism in Eukaryota, Metazoa, Chordata, Aves, Mesitornithiformes, Mesitornithidae. Bases 301 to 1134 code for a protein of 277 amino acids. The record is from RefSeq and is a predicted model, not a curated record. The transcript is spliced from 6 exons.